Messenger RNA from Torulaspora globosa, 1179 nucleotides. RefSeq names its product Ymd8p (gene YMD8). Gene Ontology annotation, biological process: UDP-glucose transmembrane transport. NCBI's taxonomy places the organism in Eukaryota, Fungi, Ascomycota, Saccharomycetes, Saccharomycetales, Saccharomycetaceae. The coding region runs from base 1 to 1179 and encodes 392 amino acids. Gene Ontology annotation, cellular component: Golgi apparatus; cis-Golgi network; endoplasmic reticulum-Golgi intermediate compartment. The record is from RefSeq and is a predicted model, not a curated record. The transcript has a single exon. Gene Ontology annotation, molecular function: antiporter activity.
AUGCAUAACCUGGCCAUUUUGAUACUGGGAUGGUAUUUCUGCUCCAUAACGCUGUCUCUUUACAAUAAAUGGAUGUUUGAUCCCAUAAAGGGUUUGAAAAUCGCUUCCCCUAUUCUGGUCACUUCGUUCCACCAAUGGGUUCUUUGGUUUCUGUCAUUCUUGUACAUCAAAUAUUUAAGAUUGAACGAGGGCAGUCGAUCAACCACCAUCAGGCACAAAUUGCCGAGCCUGAAGUUCUAUCUGAAGUAUCUCAUUCCAACUGCGAUUGCUGCAGCGGGCGACAUCGGGUUUGGGAGCCUUUCUUUCAAGUAUAUCAGUUUGACAGUGUACACCAUAAUAAAGUCCGCUAGUAUCGCCUUCGUAUUACUGUUUGGUUGCCUCUUUGGACUGGAGAAAUUUCACUGGAAACUGGCUCUUAUAGUGCUAAUCAUGUUUGCCGGCGUGGUUAUGAUGAUCUUUGCGCCGUCAAACGAAACGGAACAAGUCAAAGACCGGUCUACGUUGGUGCUGGGGUCUUGCUUAGUCCUGGUAAGCAGCUGCCUGUCGGGCCUGAGAUGGGUUUAUACACAAUUGACACUGAAAAAGCAGGAUCACUACGAUGGCGUGGCAUCUACGGAACCUGCGGUCCCAGAUCUCAGGACUAGAGCAGCUUCGGGUACGAAACCACACCCAAUUCACACAAUCUAUCAACUGGCGCCUAUUAUGGGCCUUGCACUCUUCAUCACGUCCCUAAUAGUCGACAAACCCUUCCCCAGCAUUUUCCAAUCUAAUCUUUUUAGUACCGGUGAUGAAGUGAGAGUGGUUACUGUCAAAUCUGUAAUGAAAGGACUGUUGCUGUUAGUGAUUCCUGGAAUUGAAGUCUUUUUUAUGACAAUUUGCGAAUUUGGAAUACUUCAAACAGCUCAUGUGCUUACUCUAUCGAUCGCUGGAAUCGUAAAAGAACUGCUUACAAUCGUAUGUGGCAUGCUGUUGUUAGGCGAAAGGCUCAAAGGGAUUCAUAACUGGGCUGGUAUGUGCAUCAUUUUACUUGAUGUUGCAUAUUACAACUACUUUAGAUUUCAGCAAGACCAUAAGGAGAAUUCCUUCAUGGAAAAAGAUGGAGAAGAAUCCGUACCGUACUCAGUCACUACAGAUUCGAUGAUGCAGGAGUAUGAGCUGGAUAUCAUUGUCUCUAGAUAA